This is a messenger RNA of Onychomys torridus (southern grasshopper mouse), 1360 nucleotides long. RefSeq names its product claudin 15 (gene Cldn15). Gene Ontology annotation, molecular function: structural molecule activity. Bases 1 to 684 code for a protein of 227 amino acids. Gene Ontology annotation, cellular component: bicellular tight junction; plasma membrane. Gene Ontology annotation, biological process: bicellular tight junction assembly; cell adhesion. NCBI's taxonomy places the organism in Eukaryota, Metazoa, Chordata, Mammalia, Rodentia, Cricetidae. The transcript has 5 exons. The record is from RefSeq and is a predicted model, not a curated record.
AUGUCUAUAGCUGUGGAGACCUUCGGCUUCUUCAUGUCAGCCCUGGGACUACUGAUGCUAGGAGUGACCUUACCAAACAGCUACUGGAGAGUGUCUACCGUCCAUGGGAAUGUCAUCACCACCAACACCAUCUUUGAGAACCUGUGGUACAGCUGUGCCACCGACUCCAUGGGAGUCUCCAACUGCUGGGAGUUCCCUUCCAUGUUGGCCCUCUCUGGGUAUGUCCAGGGCUGCCGUGCCCUCAUGAUCACCGCCAUCCUCCUGGGCUUCCUGGGCCUCUUUCUAGGCAUGGUGGGGUUGCGCUGCACCAACGUGGGGAACAUCGAUCUCUCCAGAAAGGCCAAGAUACUGGCCAUUGCAGGGACCCUCCACAUACUUGCUGGGGCCUGCGGAAUGGUGGCUAUCUCCUGGUACGCCAUCAACAUCACCACUGACUUCUUCAACCCCUUGUAUGUUGGAACCAAGUAUGAGCUGGGUCCCGCCCUCUACUUGGGCUGGAGUGCCUCUCUGCUCUCCAUUCUGGGUGGCAUCUGUCUCUUUUCCACCUGCUGCUGCACCUCUAAGGAAGAGCCAGCCACCAGGACUGGCCUUCCCUACAAGGCUUCUACAGUUGUGGUACCCAAAGCCACCUCAGAUGAAACUGACAUCAGCUUUGGUAAAUAUGGCAAAAACGCCUACGUGUAGGAGGUCUGGCCUGGUGGACACCAUUUCUUGUCCCCAGCAGAAGAGUGUCCCCAGGACCCUCAGACCACUCUCCAGUUAAUAACCUCAGGACAGACCAUUUCCAGGCUCCACCCUGUGCCUGGAAGCCACGACCUGCUCUGGGCACACCUUAUCCCGCACUCCAGCAUCUCCCUGGAACAGAAGCUGCGGAGGCAACUUGCAUGGCCUCCUACAGCUGGACCCAAGGGGACAGAGGUGUCUGCAGUUUGUGACACCAUAUAAAUAUGUGUAUGAAUAAAUGUAUAUUGUGAUUGUUCAGGGCUUGGGGGUCAUGAAGUUGCAGCCCAUAAGGGGCUACAUUUUCCAACCAUGGACUGUCAAGACUGUCCACCUGAGCUGUCUCAUCCAGUGAAACAGUGUGCCAGGGGGCUGGAGAGAUGGUCCGGUGAGUUAGAGCAUCUGCCACACAAGUAUGAGAACCUGAGUUCAAAUCCCCAGAAUCCAUGUAAAAAGCCAGGCAUGGUCACAUUCCUGUAACCCGAGCGCAGUUGGGGAGGCUCUCUGAGGCUUACUGGCUUCCAACCCAGCUCAAGGUUCAAUGUGAGACCCUGGCUCAAAGGAAUAAAGUGAAGCAUGAUAGAGCAGGGUGCUAGAAGCCCUCCUCCGACCUUUGCAGGCACACAGGCUCAUGCACAAA